Messenger RNA from Culex pipiens pallens (northern house mosquito), 2115 nucleotides. RefSeq lists its product as uncharacterized. Lineage: Eukaryota; Metazoa; Arthropoda; Insecta; Diptera; Culicidae. The coding region runs from base 163 to 1983 and encodes 606 amino acids. The transcript has 2 exons. The record is from RefSeq and is a predicted model, not a curated record.
UCUUUCUUGCUCGUGCGCUCGUGGUUUGUCGUGGAGGUGAAAAAGCGAGGUUUUUUGGCCAACGCCGGUGAAAAUCCGGGACCCGGAACCGUUUCAUAUCCGCGAUUCGACUUUGAACACACGUACCCCCCCGUUGCAUAAUAGUGAGUAUUGAGAACCGAAAUGGCCGGAGUGCGCGGCUACGAACAGCAGCAGCCGGUUGCCGCCCCAACUUGCAUGACGAACCGGCCGGAAUAUUACUAUGUUUACGUGGCGGAAUCGGAAUUUUCCAACGUCGGUUACUGGAUUCUGCUUGAGCCGGACAAAACGCUUAGUUUGGUGAGUCUGCGCGGUUACUUUGCGACCUGCUUCGGGAUCAAGUACAAAUUUGUGAACGCCAUCAAUGAGGUCGAAACUCGGUACAUCCGGUACCAUAACGGGUUCUUCCGGUUCCCGCCGGGGCUGGACAUGAACAAUACACGCUUCGUGGCGUACUACUACAACGAUAAGGAUGACGUGAACGCGUUUAUGGAGAUGGCCGAGGCUAAUGAUGAUGGGAGUGGGACGCUUCCGGCGCUGGAGUUUAAGGAACAACCGGCGGCAGUCAAUCUACAGCAGACGCAGCAGUUGCAGACGCACAAUGAUUCGACCUUUUUGGGGCGGACGGCGUUGAACUUUGAGAUGGACAAGGUGUUGGUUCAUGGUGCGCAGAGUACGCCGAACAAGCCAUUGCCGGGAGGUUACGUGUCCUCGACGUCGGACGUGAUUCUGCAGGAGAAAACGAUUGAGGUGAUUUCGGUGCACGAUUCCCAGUCGAUGCUGAAUCCACCACCUCCUCCGCCGGGUCCGCCCCAACAUCAGACACCGAAGGUUCAGCCGAAAGCCGAACCGGUGGCGCCCAUCGUAACCGGUGUGAAGGCCAAGUUGGGUCCAAGCGUUUCCUCCACCUCGGACGUGGUUAGGGCGGAACAACGCUUCAGCCGGACCAAACGCGACCGUGACAACGAUUCCAGUGGCUUUCAGCGGGAAAAGAGCUCGGUGAUGAUCAAGCCGCAAGUGGCGCCGAAGAGCAAGAACAUGCUGAACCGGUACCAGCAGCAACGGCGAACUCAACCGGAAGAUGUAUCAGAAAAGACGCCGCUAAAGAUAACGCUUCAGACGCGAGGCCACCAAACGGAACGUAAUGCAAAGAUCCUGAAGAUUGAGGACGAAAAAGGCCGAACUACGGCGCUGCUGACCAAGCGCAAGUGGGGUGGCAAACCGGGCCCAUCAUCAACGGCUGGCCAGGCCAACAAACGUCGCUAUGAACCGGAACAGGAACAGGAAAGACACGAGCCAGAACGUUACGAGAAACGUCGUCGGUACAAUACGAACCAUCAGCAAUACUACCACCAGCCGGAAGUCAAGACAUCCCCAGUUUACGAUGAUUACUACCGAACCUUGAACGUGCUGCUCGUGGGCUUCAACACUACCGCUCCGGCCAUCCAAGAAACGACCACAUACUUUAGCGAAUUUGGCGUCGUGCAAGAUCUGCACCUUUACACGCUGGACAAUCGGCACAACACUGCCGAAUAUUACGCGUUCAUGACGAUCCGAACGGACGAUGCCGUGUCGCUGUUUUCCGACCGACACCUGUACAACGGCACCGUAAUCUACGCCAUUCGCGUAGACGGUGACCGGCUGCCAUCCAGACUGAACUGCAAGGUUUGCGGCUACUACGGCAUCAACGUCGGCUAUCUGCACUACCACCUCGAGGGCUACCCACACCAGACGCAGCUGCAGAAGCGGCUGGAUUCGCUUGCCACGACGGUUCCCAACAUCUACCGCGAUUCGUACUACCGGAUCACGCACGACGAGGUUUACGUGCAGUAUCCAAACGACGCCAUUCAGGAGCUGGUCCGCAACAAUAACGACUACAUGAAGCGGCCGCGUACGACGAACGCCGCCCCGGGACCGUCCAACAACAAUCGUUACUACAGCACCGAAAGGGAGCGUUACUAUUGAAUAAUCAUCAUCUUGGUUAGAACCGCUUUUAUCGGGGUUUGAGUUCGAGUUGACCUCGAUUCCUGUCGAUGAAUCGCGGCUUUCGAAAGGAGAUUGUUAAGUUUUACCCAUCGCGAGAUAUUAUUCAGGAUU